This is a messenger RNA of Annulohypoxylon truncatum, 1137 nucleotides long. RefSeq names its product NAD(P)-binding protein. The transcript is spliced from 2 exons. Gene Ontology annotation, cellular component: mitochondrion. NCBI's taxonomy places the organism in Eukaryota, Fungi, Ascomycota, Sordariomycetes, Xylariales, Hypoxylaceae. The coding region runs from base 140 to 1015 and encodes 291 amino acids. Gene Ontology annotation, molecular function: protein-containing complex binding. The record is from RefSeq and is a predicted model, not a curated record.
GAGACAUAUGACAGUCAAGAACGUCUCUAUCUGUAUAUGAGUCAUUUCCAUGCCUGUAUUAAAGAGUUAUACUCUUUUGAUUUCUAUACGGAACCGACUUCUCAAACUAUAGUCACAACUAAUUAGGUUAAUUCCAGCCAUGUCGUCCAAGAGACUAGUAGUAUGCGGCGGUAGCGGCUUUCUCGGGUCUAGGAUAUGCAAAUACGCCGUUGCCAGGGGGUGGGAUGUAACAUCGAUUAGCCGUUCCGGCGAACCCAAGUGGCUCGCCAUCACAUCCUCCGCGGCGCCGCCGCAGUGGGCACACAAAGUAUCCUGGGAGCGCGCCGACAUCCUGCGUCCGGCGACCUACGCGCCUUUGCUCAAGAACGCCGACUUCGUCGUGCACAGCAUGGGCAUCCUGCUCGAAGCCGACUACAAAGGCGUACUUCAGGGCCGCGAGUCGCCCAUCGCCGGGCUCCGGAAAGCGUUUAGCGCCGCGCCGCGGCCGGGGAACCCUUUGGAGCGCGGCGUGCAGACGGACGAGGACCAGGACAUCCGCCCGCCGGAGACGGCGGCGCAGCUCACGUACGAGAACAUGAACCGGGACAGCGCCGUGGCGCUGGCCAAGGAGGCCGCCGCGGCGAACGUGUCCACCUUCGCGUAUAUCUCGGCCGCGGGCGGCGCGCCCGUGCUGCCCGCGCGGUACAUCACGACGAAGCGGGAGGCCGAGAGCGCGAUUGCGAGCGGCUUCCCCAACAUGCGGGGCGUCUUCUUCCGCCCGCCCUUCCUGUACGACAGCUCGCGGCCCAUCACGGUCGGCAUGGCGGGCAUGACGAUGGUGGGCAAGGUGUUCAACGACGUCACGCGCGGCGUCCUGAGCGGCUUCAUGGGCGCCGCGGGGACCAAGCCCCUCAAGGUCGACGUCGUGGCCGAGGCCGUCGUCGAGGCCCUGGGCGAUCCGGACGUCAAGGGCCCCGUCGAGGUGCCCGAGAUCGAGGAGUUGGCAAACAAGGCGUGGAGAAAAGGCAUGCUCUGAAACUUUCGGCCGGAGAAUGGGGGAAAAAAACUAAGGAUUUUGUAUUAAUGCAACAACCCCUAUAGACUUGUAUCAUAGCUGCCCAACGCCCCAAAUAUGCUUGUGUGAAUCGAUCUAUUCAU